CAAAAGGUGAGGUGAAAAUUGGUUUCGGAUAGUCAGUGUAAUCGCUGCGACAUUUUUCAGCAUAUCUACUACGUAAAAGUGAUUAAAUGCUAUUAAAAGUAGUUGCAGUGCACGUCAGUCGCCAAUCGACCAGCAGCAAUAGUGGAAGCAGUUCAAUAGAACAGGGAAGGCCUACAACUUUCUGCCUCCCCUUCGAAGUUUCUAGCAGCAAGGCCAUUGCUGUUGCCCAUCUAACUGCUCCCCAACAAGAGGACUAAAGGCAGCACUUUUUGGCAACAGAAAAAAAGUUUCGCCAGCAAUAACCAGGAAAAAUUCAAACAACCUCCCAUCGAAAGUGUGUGAUUGAUUGAACGUAGAUGUGACAAUGAAGGGUUUCAUGAAAUCACCCUCUACCUGCAAAUUGUGUGCGUGCUACUGUUGUUUUUGGUUGCAGUAUUAAUCGCUAAAGGGAAAAUCAGUUCCAUGGGAUGCGUUUGAAAGUGGCGACGCAGUAAUUCAAGAUUGGAUGAUUUCUAUCCUUACCCUUGGAGGGUAUUCAGCCAUUCUCGUUUGCUUCAAGAGGGAAGCAAUAAGGAAUAUAGUUUGUGCAGUAGACUGUGUAGGGUUAUCAAGUCGAGUCGAAAUAAGUUAAUUACAAACUUUCUGUUUUGUAGUUUCAAACCCAGAGUAAAGCUAUAGCUUCCCAGCUGAUCGAGAUACUCGAGUAAUGAUAGAGCUAAUGUUAAAGUGUAUAGUAAGAGCUGAGCUGUAAGUGUGCUGAAGUGUUUUUCCCGAGGAAUAUUUUUAGAGUUAUUUUGAACAUUUUGAUUUUUCUUGCUGGGUGGAGCAAGUACCUAUUCCCAUGAAGAUGGAAUAAAGUGCACAUAACUAGAGAAAUAAGGGAUUCACUUCUACCACGUAUAAAAUUAAGUGCAGUUUUCCUCCCCCGAUACGAAUACAAUCACGUAGGGCAGCAAUCGAAUUGGUUUUUUAUAAAAAAAAUAAAUAGUGGAGCAGUCCACCACACCAACACGCCAAGAAAAGCAUAAUAUUAUUGUGUCGGCGGGGGAUUGUGGAAAAUUUCGGUUUUCGCCCAGUACACAAAUACGCAAAAAGAGAGAAAAGCGAAAAGAAAAUAAACAUUCAGCCUGUGCCAAGGGAAAAGAAAAACGAACAGCUGAGAAACCUUGAAAUCGGAUAUAUCUGCACACACAGGCAAAGGAGAACAGACCAUUCGAAAAGGUUUGACUCCCGUUCGAGAGUCGAAGGCGAGCACAAGUUAUUUGCGGAACAACGGACUCCGGUGGGAUUUUUUUUCUGUUCGUGAACGCGGUAAAGUGAAGUGCUGUUGUUUUUGUCGUCGUGUUUUUGUUUAGCUGUUUCUCUUCCGUCAUCAUGCCGUGGUUCGUACCGUGGUCCAAUGUGAUUAAGAAGAAAGUUUGUCGGUUCCUGUUGCAGCGGUACCUCGGCCAGUUUCUGGAGGAGAAGCUCAGCUUGGACCAGCUGAACGUGGACUUCUACAAUGGCACUGGAACGGUGUACGAUGUUUCGCUGGACUGCAGGGCACUGAAUGACAUCUGCGAAGGGCAAGGCUGGGGCAUUGAGGUCAUCUGCGGUCACAUCGGCGCAGUGACGGUCAACAUCCCGUACGAGGCCCCACUCGCCAAGGACAGCUCGAUCGAGGUCACAAAUCUGUCCAUCAGCCUGAGACCCAAGGCACGCUACACCGAUGGAACCUCCAUGAUCGAGUCGAUGUGGUCCUCGGUGUCCAGCUCGAUCCAGCUGGCCCAGGAGUGUUUGGAGCGGGAGGGAGGACUCGGUCCGGAUUCGCCAUCUAGUGCUGCUAGUGCCGCGGCCACUGCCACAUCCAAUACCAUCGAGGGAUUGGAGAAAUUCGCACAAAUCAUCGAUAACGUCCUAAACCGGAUCAAAGCUCGGCUAGUCAACACAGAAAUACGCAUUGAAUACCUGCCGCCGGAUGGAGACUGCGGAGUUGCUCUCAUUAUCAAAGUCAAGAGCAUUGAAUACGAAAAUGAGGCCGGAAACGAUCCGCCCGAACAACCGGACCAAUCGAUGGGGAGCAGCGGCAGUGAAUCCGGUCGCACCCAGCCGGACCAAUCGAGGCAGAAAUCAUUUCUGAUUGCCACCCAUGCCACACAUCAUCUGUGCAUGGAGGGUAUCACAUUCUAUACCGAAGAAUUCCGGAUACACAACCCUCGUCAGCAGCAGAAAUCUCGAAGACAGCCGGAACAACAACAACAACAACAACAGCGGGAUUCUUCCGAAGCACGUGGUGAUAAUAGUAGUUUAAUAGCGAGCGAGCAGUUUUUGAGUACGAUUUCGCAACUGCCCGAUACGUCGUCGAGCUCGGUGGCGCUCGGAGGAAACGAUUUCUUUAGUUAUACAACAAGCAUUUGUGAUAAUAGUAAUAUUAAUAGUAGUUUUAAGCGAGUUGAACCAGAACCAGAGGAGGAUUACGUGGACGACAAUUAUGAGUGCUUCCGAUCGGGGGAGAUUUUAGCCGGAAAGAUUAACUCGAAGCAGGAGAUUCGAAUCAAAAUGAAGCAGGCAGAAAAUUUGACCGGUCCUAAUGUAGAGUUAGAGAUGUCUCUAGGCAGUUUGCAGCUAUUUUUAACGCCAAGACAGCUGCAUUCGAUAAUUCUUAUAAGUGAUAUACUAUUGGGAGGUAACGAUAUACCGGUGCCACCCAAAUGUUUACCGCCUGACAUAGGUGUCCGGAACCAGCAGCAGCGGUACGAAGAAUGUGAAUACGAUUUCAAACAAAACGUCAGUAGAAUGACCGGUGGCAUUGGCUUAAACCAAGGAUGGUCAUUGGCAGAUCCGAUGCAAGCAAUGAUUCAGGAGCAGUCAGAAUUUUUGGAAAAUGAUUUCCGAGACGAUGGUUGCAUUUCAGAGAUGAUAGAAUCUUCCAAUAGCUCCAUGACCAGUUCGUUUACGUCAUCCAGUAUGGGAUCGCGAACCACGAAUGCUAGUAGAAGAAGACCAAUAGACCCAGAUGCGGACGCCGAUAUUUGUAAAUUCAAUGUUAGAGUAGCAGCAGUGGCCUUUGUUUUACUGCACGAAGACCUGCUUGUAGAGAGCAGUCAAAUCAACUCGAAUGAGUCUCCACUGAGUGAGGCGAGCGUUCAGAAACUACAAUCUAAGGCUGAGAAAUUUUUUCAAUCAGUGGGCAAUCUUGGCCUAGGACUUGGUGCUAACGAUAUUAUUAAUGCAGGAUUAAUAAUGGACUCUGGUUGUGAUAGUAGCCAUUUACGGUUACUACUUGCCCCCAUUAUUCUGGAAGGAGAUCAGCAACGAAACCGCCUUGGUACGGUGUUACGUUUUUCUUUUACUAUUGCCAGAGCAGAUCUGCGAGAAGUUCUAACGGACGUAUCAGUUCCACUGAUAGAGUUUAACAGAGAAAAGAACAGUAGUGCACUCCCAAAGCGACCAGAAAUUACGAUACACUUUAAGCAAACAUGCAAUGCUCUCAAAGGCUCAAGUGGAAAACGAUUUACACCACCUAAAACCGAAAUACGCAUGUCAUUGGCGUCAUUCCUUUCGGAGUUCGAUAUAACAAUCUUAGAUCGGCUCAGCUUCCUGAUUUAUCAGUUUCCAUUUGCGUCCUAUUAUGCACAUAGCACACCGGUAAACUCACCAGCAUCGCCCUCUAACUCUGGCCCAAUGCGAAGCAAAAUGGAAGCAAAGACUGAAAUCUACAUAGACACGCCUUCAAUAGAUUUCCGAUUACGUUUUCCAAUACCAGAUCUUCGACCCAUUCAUGAUCCGCAACGAAUUCCGUGGUGGCGUCGAAACAUUCGGCCGGAUUUCAUUCUGAUUAAACUACAACAAGCGCGCUGUACAAUUGCCCUUACUCCUUAUCCACUGUACGAUAUUUCGGCCAACGAGAUGCAAUUUUUCUAUCAUGAAAGUGAACUUAAAAGUGACCAUGUCAAUAUUGGUAAAGCUGUGAUGACGGAUAAUAUAUCCAGUAAGUUUGAUGGUCCAGGAAGGAGAACCAAAUCUAGGCCCGAUGGUGUAGAGUACCCACGAUUAGUGAUCGAAAUCCCAAGUGAGGCAGCUAUGCAGAGGCUACAGGAACAGCCUCCACAGCAGCAGCACCAUCCAGGAUCUGGACAGAAACGAAACGCUAACAGAGGCAACUACGAAGAAAGUGAUAGUGAUCCAACUUCCAGUGAGAGUUUUGGUGUAACGACGGGAAGAAGCAAAGAGGACACACCGUUCAGUGCAAAACGCGUAUGCCGAGAAAGUGAUACUCCACACUCCAAGGCGUCAGCUGAUGAUCCAGAAACACUGACAUUGCCAGGAGACUCGGAUGAAUUGAACACAUUCUGUGAGGCGGCCAUGAAAUUGAGCAAAUUGCAAAUCAAAAUUGAUUUACCGGUUGUGAGUUUCCAGCUGAAAUCCAAACAUCUGUAUGAGGUCAUUUACAACCGAAUCAGUACGGAUUUGUUGCUGUGGGAACCCAGUGCCCCCGCUGCAACGGCGGCUGCUGAGGCCAGUGCCAGCAUUACAGCCUCUAAGGUAGCAUUUCAGGAACCGGAAGUUAACCUAGCUGGCAUGGGUAUGAUGGACAGCAUCUAUGUGCCGUUUACCAUGUGUCAAAGCGCAAUCCAAUUAGAUUCAAGUACGUCUGCCUCCAACUCUGAAUCCGAGUCGGACUCGGAUGGUAUCUUCUACUCGGUAUACGACCGCAGCAGUCACCGGCAGGUUCAACACGAAUCGCGUCACCAGUCAUCCGGGUUUCGGGUUGAUCAACAGCGUCAUUUCCAGCAGCAUUCGGGAACGCACAAUCGUGGCCAUCGGAACCAGCAGGCUGCUCAGCACCGAAAGGCAUUCCACGUGGAUAGGAGCAAUGCCCUUGCGUUUCAAUUAAACAUAGGCCAAGGGAUGUUGACAAUGUUAGCUCCGGUUCGGGAUGCUCAAAACCACGUGAUACCUGGUCAGUUAGGGGAAUUCAUUAUCAAGCUACAGUCUACCUACAUCUUUUCGGUUAAUGGAUUCCACGGAAACAGCAAUCUAGGAUACUUGUGCAUACAGGGAAACGCUGCGGACAUUUAUCAUUGCGGGUUGAUACCAACGCCGGUAAAUAAUCCUCCUUUACGGUUGGUCAACAGUGUGCUCCCAGGGUACAUAUUUAGUACCUUAUACCCGACACCGAAAAAUUUGACCAUAAACGAACAACGAGGCUGCUCGAAUCGGGAAAUGUUCUCGCUGGCCAUUCAGAUUAAAGCAAUACCGGAUCAAAGUAUCAAGCGGAUACGGAUAGCGGCUGGUGUCCAGCUGGCCACGCUACGCCAUCACUCAACGCUUCCGCAGCACUCGUGGCUAACACAACUUAUGGAUAUGUUUGAUGUGGUCGAUUACCCAGUUCAGGGAUACAGUCCCAUGGGAGUGAUUACGGAGAUGCAUCUACAUCUGUGGGACUGUGCCAUUGACUACCGUCCGCUCUAUUUCCCUUAUAGGGCGGUUAUUACGGUCGGAUCGUUUAUGAUCAGCAGCAACAUAACAACGGAGAGUUCCGGACUAACGUUACGGUUUAUUGCUGAAGAUGCCACGCUUUGUUUGGCACCGCAGGCUUUUGUUGUUCCAGGUUCUGAGAGCGACCAGGGAAAAAAAGUUGGGGCUUCUAAGGAAGACAAUAAAGUAACGGUAUUGCCAGCUUCGGAGCUAGUAUGCUUGGUAGAUUUGGGUUUGUUUGAGAUUUCAUUGCGUUUGAACGACAAGGCAACUAGUUCGUUUCCAAAGUUCGAUUUACGAACGGCCAUCAACGAUGUGCAUUUGAGGACCUGUGCCGAUUCUGGUCGAGCAUUAGCUCAACUGAUUGGUUAUUUGGCUUCCGAUGGCGAUUUGGUUUCCCAGGACGAUGGGAACAGUGAAGUGAGCGAUGAUAUGAGCGUUCAAGGGUUGCCUUUGGGGCAGGAAUCUGAAGGUGAUUUGGUGCCCGUGAAGGUGAAUCAGGCACCAGAAGUGACCCCGAAGCAGCAACAGCGAGUUAAUUCGCUCAUGGCAGAUGCCAUGGAAGAAAGUUUAUCACUGCCGAGCAGUGGAAGUGAUCCAUCGAGGGAUGAUCAGUUGCUGGCAGACGGUGAAGGAGUAGAAGUCUUCUUUUUCCCGGAUGAAGAUCAAAGUCGAGCUGCUGUCGACAAGAAAAUGGCUUCAAAUCUGGUUUCGGAUAACAGUAACAAGAGACGGUUUGCAUCGGAUGAUGAUUCUUUGAGCAUAGAUGAGGGUUCCAGUAUUCCUUCUUCUUAUCAAGAUGACGAUAAUUAUUUAAAACAACGACAGUUUGAUGAGAACUCUGAAGAUAACGGUAGUGUGAAUACGGAAAUGAGGGAACUGCUAAAUUUUGAAUGUUCUGUGAUGGGUCUUCAGAGUGAAAAAGACGAUGUUGAAGAAACUGUGGAAGCUUUACCUCAAGUGACUAUGGAUCUCGGAGACGUCAGUAAAUACGCUGGAAAAUCUGUUACAACUGGUGAUAACAUUUACCACCGUAAAGUGAGCUCGGAUACGGAUGAGGACUUCUGUUUCAUAGUGGAUGAAGAAAAGCCUCAUUAUGGCAAUCAGGAAGUUCCUGUACUGGAGGAACCUAUUCGGAUUAUUGAUAAUCAUUUCAGCAUUCCGAUGGGAAAGCCGGAUCUCCUUUUAGCGCCCAAAGGAUUCCCGAUGGCAGUGACCCGUUAUACCAUUUGUGAUUUGUCCGUUAAUUGGCAGUUGUAUGGAGGUCACGAUUUCCCUACUGAGGAAGACAAAAAGAAACCGAAAACCAAAAAGUCCGAACACAGCUUUGCCCAUCUUCCUAUGUCUGAAGCAUACAAGAGUGGAGUGAGCUAUUCUAACGGAUCGCCAUCUGUCACAUUUGGACCUAUUCCGGUACAAAAGCUUCCUUGGAAAAGUCGUGGAGGUUCCGAAAGGCGCCAUGACGUUAUGAUGGAAGUUCAAGUCCAAAAAGUAAAAUUCUCUCACGAAGUAUAUCCUCCCAACACAGAACAAGCAUCUCGGCAAGUAUUGCUGAUAACAGAGCUCGAAAUUUUAGAUCGCCUUGCCAUUUCCGACAUUAAAAAGUUCCUCUAUCAAUCGAAUGUAGGUCCUCGACCCGUUAAAGGUAACAACCAUAUGAUGGUAAUAAAAGCAUUGCACCUUCGACCUAAUCCGGUUCUACCGGCGCAAGAGUGUUGCUUAAGGAUAUCUAUCAUGCCGAUUCGUUUAAAUAUUGACCAAGAUUCACUUCUUUUUAUGGUGAACUUCUUUAGCCAGUUGGGAGGUGGAGCUGACAUCAGUGAUACCUCUCCGAACCAACAGCAAUCGACGGUGUCGACAACUCGCACAACCCAGUCCACGCCGUCACAUCAAGUUCCGGUAAUGAUGGUGGAACUGCCGGAUCCUGCCCAGGAACUACAGGCAAGGAAAAUGGUAUCCGAAAACCUAAUGCUUCUGAUAGAGGAAGAAGAGAAAAGCAAAGAACAGCCAGAAAAUGCUAGUGAACUGGGCGAUGAUUCACCACCAAUUUACUUCCGGAACAUUAUUUUCGGCCCAGACGUGCCGAUUCGUAUCGAUUAUCUCGGAAAACGGGUAGAACUAUCACAUGGUCCGCUGGCCGGACUGCUGAUGGGAAUUGGGCAGCUGCAGCGUUCGGAAAUCCGGUUGAAGAAAAUUUCCUACCGCCACGGAAUUUUGGGCAUCGAUCGGUUGCUGAACUUUUUGCUCCAGGAGUGGCUGCAGGACAUCAAGAAGAAACAGCUGCCGAAGAUUUUGGGCGGAGUUGGUCCCAUGUACUCGUUGGUGCAAUUAUUCAAAGGCAUCUGGGAUCUCUUCUGGAUGCCGAUAGAGCAGUAUCAAAAGGAUGGACGCAUUGUGCGGGGAUUGCAGCGUGGGGCACAAAGUUUCACUGCCAGAACGGCAUUGGCCGCUCUAGAAAUUACAACACGGAUUAUUCAUCUGUUACAGAUAACGGCUGAAACUGCGUACGACAUGGUAUCGCCCGGUCCAUCCGUUCGCCGAGGCCGUGGUAACAAGAAAGGCAAACGCAAACGACUCCAUCCUCCGCAGGAUAUUCGAGAAGGGGUGACUAAUGCUUUGCAGAUUUUCAAAGAGGGAAUAAGUGAGACAGCCCACAAUAUAGUCGAGAUUACAGCCCAGGAACACGAUCAGAAGGGGUACUCUGGUGCGGUAGGAGCUGUCAUGCGCCAGAUUCCGCCCAUCGUGGUGCAACCGAUCGUGUUGGCUACGCAGGCUACCAGCAAUGUGCUCGGUGGCGUCAAAAAUCAGCUGGUCCCAGAUGCCCGGGCCGAGGCACGAGAAAAGUACAAGGACGACGUUGAGUAGCAGUAGGGGGUCGGGGCCGAGAAAUUGCAACAUUUCUACUGCGCCCUGGAAGCAGGUUACUCUGAUUUCCCUCAAUAUUUUCCUCCAAGAAAAAAGAAAAUUUACUUAUUAAUUAAGUUAUCAAUUUAAUUAUUUCUUGACAAUUUGUUACACAGUAGGUUGUACGUUUUAUUUUAAUGAUACAAUCGAAAAGAAUUUAGCCAUAAUUAAGAAAAGGAAUGCAUUGCUGAUAAAUGCAGAUCUAAAAUUUACCUAUUUAUAGUUUGAGACAGCUAAUAAACAAGUGUUUGGAAACGUUUUCAAGACUAACUUUUGUAUCGUACGUCAUUCUUUAAGAGUUUACUAGAACUGAUCAAAGACAGUAGCUACUAGCUUGAUUAAGUGGAAUGAAAAUAUAAUCUCUCUAAUCACUUUAUCCAUCCUACGAAUUGUACGUUCUUCUAAGCAGUUCGCCCAUCUACUAUUUUAGUACGUCUAUGAAUCAAUAGAUAUGGUCAAGCCAUUACUAGAAUCAAUAUACUUCUUAAAAUUUAAGCUCUUACAUUACCUAAAUAUCGAAAACAAAUUGAUCGAAUUGGAUUGUUAUCCGUUCAUGGAUGGACCGGAAUGAGUCAUAUUUUCGCUGCGAUGUGAACUGGGAUUGUGGCACGAUUUUACUGCGAUCGGAGCGAUCGGGGUAUGGUUGUGGUGAAUUUGGAAAGACCAACCGCAUUGUUUGGCGGAUGAUGAGAAGAGAAUACUACUAUGGCUGCGUGACUGAUGCAAGAUGGAAUAUUUUUUAGCUAAGUUUAAAACCAACUCUGUAUUCAUAGCGUUCGAAAGUGAGUCAGAAUGCUUUCGCAAUAAAUAAAUCUUAAUUCCUAAAAUAA
This is a messenger RNA of Uranotaenia lowii, 9194 nucleotides long. Its product is annotated as autophagy-related protein 2 homolog A. NCBI's taxonomy places the organism in Eukaryota, Metazoa, Arthropoda, Insecta, Diptera, Culicidae. The record is from RefSeq and is a predicted model, not a curated record. Gene Ontology annotation, molecular function: phosphatidylinositol-3-phosphate binding. Gene Ontology annotation, cellular component: extrinsic component of membrane; phagophore assembly site. Gene Ontology annotation, biological process: autophagy of mitochondrion; autophagosome assembly; reticulophagy. The transcript has 12 exons. Bases 1375 to 8325 code for a protein of 2316 amino acids.